Saccostrea echinata is the source of this 3575-nucleotide messenger RNA. RefSeq names its product radixin-like. Gene Ontology annotation, cellular component: apical part of cell; microvillus; cytoskeleton. The transcript is spliced from 14 exons. Gene Ontology annotation, biological process: regulation of organelle assembly; positive regulation of early endosome to late endosome transport; positive regulation of protein localization to early endosome. NCBI's taxonomy places the organism in Eukaryota, Metazoa, Mollusca, Bivalvia, Ostreida, Ostreidae. Gene Ontology annotation, molecular function: cell adhesion molecule binding; actin binding. The record is from RefSeq and is a predicted model, not a curated record. The coding region runs from base 204 to 1919 and encodes 571 amino acids.
UUUCUCAUUACUCACUAGAGGGGGAUAGAUGCAUUGAUCAAUAGACUUGUGUCACACCCUGGUGGCCAUUUUGGAAAACCGGUCGAACUGAAAGUGAACCGUACGCAGAAUUUAAAUUCAGUUAGAGGUGCAUCCACCAGUGGAGAAAGAGAGUUUCUGAACAUUUUCUUGGUUGCACUCUGAUCAACAGUUAACCAAGCAAGAUGCCAAAGCCAUACAAUGUGCGGGUCACGACUAUGGAUGCAGAGCUGGAGUUUGCCAUCCAGACCAGCACCACAGGCAAACAGCUCUUUGAUCAGGUCGUGAAAACUAUUGGUUUACGAGAAAUUUGGUUCUUUGGUCUACAGUAUGUUGAUAGCAAAGGUUACACAACAUGGCUCAAACUGAACAAAAAGGUCCUUAGUCAAGAUGUCAGAAAAGAGACACCCCUACAAUUCAAAUUCCGUGCCAAAUUCUUCCCAGAGGAUGUGUCAGAGGAACUUAUACAGGAAAUCACACAGAGAAUGUUCUUCCUACAAGUGAAAGAAGGCAUCUUAAAUGAUGAGAUCUACUGCCCACCAGAAACCUCCGUCUUAUUAGCUUCCUAUGCUUGCCAGGCCAAAUAUGGUGACUACGACCCAGAAAAACACAAACCUGGCUUCCUGUCCAAUGAUAGGCUCCUACCACAGAGAGUAUAUGAACAGCACAAAUUAUCAAAGGAGCAGUGGGAAGAGAGGAUACAAAACUGGUUCAGUGAACACAGAGGCAUGCUAAGGGAAGAUGCCAUGAUGGAGUAUCUUAAAAUAGCACAAGAUUUGGAAAUGUAUGGUGUGAAUUAUUUUGAAAUCAAAAACAAGAAAGGCACAGAACUUUUACUAGGUGUAGAUGCGCUUGGUCUGAAUGUUUAUGAUAAAGAAGACAAAUUAACACCUAAAAUAGGCUUCCCUUGGAGUGAAAUUAGGAAUAUUUCAUUUAAUGAUAAAAAAUUUGUCAUUAAGCCCAUUGAUAAAAAAGCACCUGACUUUGUUUUCUAUGCACCUCGUCUGAGGAUAAACAAGAGAAUUCUAGCUCUGUGUAUGGGAAAUCAUGAACUUUAUAUGAGGAGAAGAAAGCCAGAUACUAUUGAAGUCCAACAAAUGAAAGCACAAGCUCGAGAAGACAAGCUGGCAAAACAAAUGGAACGACAGAGGCUUGAACAGGAACGACAUGCACGUGAGUCUGCCGAGAAAAAACAACAGGAACUUCUAGAAAAGUUGCAGUUGUAUGAGGAGGAAAAUGCCAGGAGAGCCAAAGAACUGGAGGAUCAACAGAGUAAGAUACGAGAGCUCAAUGAUGAGAUGGAGGCCUACAAAGCUCAACAGGAGGAGCUGGAGGAACAGAGACGGAGAGCUGAUGAACUCCAGAGGCAGUACGAGGAGACCAAACACGCCUCAGAGGAGGAAAAGGCACAAAUGGCUGAGAGAUUAGCCGCGGCUCAGCUGGAGAUUGAGAGGAGUAUGGAGGUACUGAACGAGAAGGAGACGGAGAUGGGACGAUUACAAUCAGACCUGGAGUCAGCCCAGCAGGAAAGGGAGGAGAAAGAACGGGCCCUAAUGGAAGCCAUGGCAAACAUCCACGUCAAGGAGCAUGAAACCGAGGAGAAUGAUAUCGGAGAAAACGGACAGGAAUUCACUGCUGACUUGGAUGAAUAUGAGAAUGCAGCAGAAAUGGCUCGACCAGAGGAGGAACGAAUCACCGAAGCCGAGAAGAACAUCACACUGCAGAAACAGUUAGAGGCAUUACAAAAAGAACUAGAAGAAUCCAAAGAUGCCCAGAAGGCCACAUUGAACGAUGUCUUGCACGAACAAAACGUGAAACAGGGGCGUGACAAGUAUAAGACUCUGAAACAGAUUCGCAGCGGCAAUACCAAACACCGAGUGGAUCAGUUUGAGGCCUUGUAGAGAAAACCUGCAUAAAUAGGAACAAAUUUAUAUAUUUUAUUGACCAUAUCAUGUCUGUUAUGCGAGGUUUUACCUGGGCUGGGGUGUGUGUACAGUAUAUUAUGGUCUCUCAACAUAGUCUUAUGACAGGUGACACAUCAAACAUGGACAAAAAUUAUUUCAAGUUUGAUUCAACAGAUAAUUUUGAUUACUGCAGACUAAGGAGGAAUUGCUUAUAACCAGAACGUUGUAUCACCACAUGAAUAAUGGGUUGUCUAAUGUUAUUCAUUCAUGCAAUUACUUAGUACAUCAUUGUACAGGAGAACAUCAUGCAGCGAAAAUACGUCACUAUUUCUAAGCUUUAUGUUACAAAGUUUUCAUGGUUUAUUUUUAUUUUUCAUUUUAUUUCUAUGAAUGAGGUUGGAGCAAUUAACUCGGAAACAUAAGGGAGGGUGGGAUGUAAAGACAGUAGAUUUAUUUUGUAAAGUGUAACUAAAUGUAACCAGAUUGUUUAUAUUUUUUGUACAAUGUAAUGCAGUUAUGUAUCAUCUGAUGUUUGUUAGUGACUAAAGUAUUCACAAGUAUAUUUAUUUUUUUCUUUACUAGUUUUGAAAUUUUCAAUGUAUGCAGAGAUUUUUAUAUAUUCUUUGAAUGUUUAAUACCAUGGCUGCAUUUUUAAAUUAGUCACAAUGAUUAUUUAAUAGUUGGAUAAUGAAGUUUCAAAUCCAGAAAUCCAAAGAAAGCCAUCUCUUUAUAGGUCCAAUACAAGAUAUUGUAGAUGUGAUAUUAUUUUGACUCACUGGUGACCAGUUCUGACAAAAAACAACUAGUUAUAAUAUUUAAGUGUCAGUGAAAUUGUUUCAUAAAAAUGAUUUUAGAAAAUUUGUCACUUUUAAGUCAAAAAAAAAAGCUUGCCAGUUGGUCAUACAUUUAUUUUGUACUUAGAUAAAAUUUGGGGCUUAUUUCAUUCCUGUCUAUAUAUAUACUGCCAUUAUGUAUGUUUCAAGCUUUGUUUAUAGCUAUUGCACGUUUACAUGAGUUCCAUAGCAUAGCUGUUCAUUAAAUGGCGUUGAAUUGAUGCAGGGGAAAGAAAAUUUCUAUAGGAUAUCUUUAUACUGUAAGGAAAACUGGUGUUAACUUGUGAAAGCAGUGGAUUGUGUUAAUUAUGUAAUUGAAUCAUCUUCAGCAUUCCAGUCGGUCACUUCAUCUUUUACUGGUCAAGUGCUGUAGUGGUCUCUGUGUAUAUACUUCCUGAAGAUAUGUAUUGAUAUUUAUAUUUUUUUACUUAGUGGAGCACCUUGCUAGAAAAACUUGUGAUACAUUCUUGCCUGAUAUUAAAAACUUUUUUUUCUUAAAAUAAAUUUCUUUUCUAAAAGAGUCUGUAAAUAAAUUUCAACAAGUUUAAUCAGUAGAUACAUUUAUGAUGCAUUUCUGUAAUUCAGGAUACAUUUGGUGUAAUUAGGCAUUAGGAAACAUAUUUUCUUUCUUUGUGGAGCAGUUUUUCUUCUCCAGUAAUGGUAGGGUUAUUGUAUUCUUAUGAACAAGUGUCCUGUUAGUAGAACAAUCUUCUUGUGAUACAUGUAGCACUUGAUUGGAAAUUGUCUCAUACCAUCAUUUGUCAUGAUUGAAUUGAUAUAUAAUCAAUAUAUAUACUGAAUAAAAUCAUUGGACAAUGCA